GCACAAAAAAAAACUCUCAUUUCCAAAACUCUCAAAAUUCUCAGAUUUCAUCUUUCACCAAAAAAAAAACAUUCGUGUGUUUGUUUUUUUUUUCUGAUUAUCAAGUUAAGAGAAAAUGACUAGCGUAGCAGACGCUGAGCGCGACAAAUACAGCAUGAUAAAUUUUGAAGAAACCGAGUUGAGACUCGGUCUCCCCGGUGGAUCAGUGAAUGAUCACGGCGAGUCACCGGUUAAAAGCAGUUGCGGAAAGAGAGGUUUCUCGGAAACUGCUAACAUGGAUUUGAAGCUUAAUCUUUCUUCAACAAAUGAUUCUGUUUCUUCUUCUUCAACUAUUGCUUCAGCAGCAAACAAAGGCAAAGAGAAAACCUCCACAACCGUUACCGCACCUCCUCGCGCUAAGGCACAAGUUGUGGGAUGGCCACCAGUUAGAUCCUUCAGAAAGAACAUAGUGAAUGUUCAAAAGAGCAACAAUGAAUCAGAACCAGAAAAAACCACAAGUGGUGUUGGAAAUGGAGCAUUUGUUAAGGUGAGCAUGGAUGGUGCACCUUAUCUACGUAAGGUAGACCUUAACUUGUACAAGAGCUACCAAGAGCUGUCAGAUGCGCUGGCUAAAAUGUUUAGUUCUUUCACAAUUGACAACUGUGGGUCCCAAGUCACCAAAGACUUUAUGAAUGAAAGCAAAUUGAUUGACCUCUUGAACGGCUCUGAUUAUGUACCAACUUAUGAAGACAAAGAUGGUGAUUGGAUGCUUGUUGGCGAUGUUCCUUGGGAAAUGUUUGUUCAAUCGUGCAAGCGCCUUCGAAUAAUGAAAGGUUCCGAGGCGAUUGGGCUAGCACCAAGGGCAGUGGAAAAGUGCAAGAACAGAAGCUGAAAACCUCGUUAUCAUAUUCCGACAAAAAUCCUCUUGUUGUUGAUCAUCGAUUGGCGUUUCAGGAAGCAAAUUGGUCUCGAGUAAGAUCGGGGCUAAUAUAGGAAUAAUAAGAGUUCAAUUAUUAUUAUUAUAUUAUUAGUAGUAUUAUUAUGUGUUUGUGAUAUUUCUUUUGUAUUUUUUCUCUCUUAUAUGUGUAUUAUAUAUGAAUGAGAAAUUAGGUGGAAAUUCCUUAGGGACAAGAAAUAAUAUAUAAGAUGUUUAUAUGACCCACUUUUUGUUUUCUAAGGGAAAAAAAAUGCGACUUGUCUAUUGCCAGCGUGUGCAUGAAUAAUAAUAGUGACAAUUUUCCAGCUAUCA
Messenger RNA from Vicia villosa (hairy vetch), 1228 nucleotides. RefSeq names its product auxin-responsive protein IAA16-like. Gene Ontology annotation, biological process: regulation of DNA-templated transcription. Gene Ontology annotation, cellular component: nucleus. The transcript has 4 exons. Gene Ontology annotation, molecular function: protein binding. Bases 116 to 871 code for a protein of 251 amino acids. NCBI's taxonomy places the organism in Eukaryota, Viridiplantae, Streptophyta, Magnoliopsida, Fabales, Fabaceae. The record is from RefSeq and is a predicted model, not a curated record.